CCGGUCCAGCGUCCCAGCCCGUGCGCACCUCCGAGGCGCGGAGGAGAGUCGGGGGGCCGGCACAGCUCAGUGCCAGAGGGGCUGGAGACGGCCCGUGGCGCGGACGCCGCUCCGAGCGCUGCCCUAGCCUUUCCUCGAAAGUCAGUCCGUCUUCCUUCGGACCCGGGCGUCCCAGGACCCCGGUAGCUGCAGAACUGGGGGGGCGCUCGAGCUGCGAGGAUCCGGGUUGCCCGCCAGAAGAGCGGGGGCCCAGGAUGGGGUGUGUGAAGUCCAAGUUCUUCCCGGACAGAAGCAAUAACUUGAAAACACCUCCCAGUGCUAAUCCGCACAGUCCCUUGUACGUGCCUGAUCCCACGUCGUCCAGCAAGCGGGGGCCUAAUAGUAGCGGCAGCUCACCAGGGUCCCCAGAGGGUUCUGAGGACAUCGUGGUCGCCCUAUAUGAUUAUGAAGCUAUUCACCAUGAAGACCUCAGUUUCCAGAAGGGGGAUCAGAUGGUAGUCCUGGAGGAGUCCGGGGAGUGGUGGAAGGCUCAAUCCCUGGCCACCCGGCAAGAGGGCUACAUCCCAAGCAACUAUGUUGCACGUGUUAACUCUCUGGAGACAGAAGAGUGGUUCUUCAAAGGCAUCAGCCGGAAGGAUGCAGAGCGCCACCUCCUGGCCCCUGGCAAUGUGCUGGGCUCCUUCAUGAUCCGGGACAGCGAGACCACCAAAGGGAGCUACUCUCUGUCCGUGCGAGACUACGACCCCCAGCACAGGGACGCGGUGAAACAUUACAAGAUCCGGACCCUGGACAGUGGGGGCUUCUACAUUUCCCCACGGAGCACCUUCAGCACCCUGCAGGAGCUGGUGGCCCACUACAAGAAGGGAAGUGAUGGACUCUGCCAGAAACUGACAGUCCCCUGCGUGUCCUCCAAGCCUCAGAAGCCGUGGGAGAAAGAUGCCUGGGAGAUCCCCCGGGAAUCCCUUAAACUGGAGAAGAAACUUGGAGCUGGGCAGUUUGGGGAAGUCUGGAUGGCCACCUAUAACAAGCACACCAAGGUGGCCGUGAAAACGAUGAAGCCAGGGAGCAUGUCAGUGGAGGCCUUCCUGGCAGAGGCCAAUCUGAUGAAAACUCUGCAGCACGACAAGCUGGUAAAGCUGCAUGCAGUGGUCACGGAGGAGCCCAUCUACAUCAUCACGGAGUUCAUGGCCAAAGGAAGCCUGCUGGACUUUCUGAAAAGCGAAGAAGGCAGCAAGCAGCCCUUGCCCAAGCUCAUCGACUUCUCAGCCCAGAUUGCAGAAGGAAUGGCCUUCAUUGAGAGGAGGAACUACAUCCACCGAGACCUCCGAGCUGCCAACAUCUUGGUCUCUGGAUCCCUGGUGUGCAAGAUUGCCGACUUCGGCCUGGCGCGGAUCAUUGAGGACAAUGAGUACACAGCGCGGGAAGGGGCCAAGUUCCCCAUCAAGUGGACAGCUCCAGAAGCCAUCAACUUUGGCUCCUUCACCAUCAAGUCAGAUGUCUGGUCCUUUGGUAUCCUGCUCAUGGAGAUUGUCACCUACGGCCGGAUCCCUUACCCAGGGAUGUCAAACCCGGAGGUGAUCCGAUCUCUGGAGCGUGGAUACCGGAUGCCUCGACCAGAGCACUGCCCAGAGGAGCUCUACAACAUCAUGACUCGCUGCUGGAAGAACCGCCCUGAGGAGCGGCCCACCUUCGAAUAUAUCCAGAGUGUGCUGGAAGACUUCUACACAGCCACCGAGAGCCAGUACCAGCAGCAGCCAUGAUGGGCAGGACCAGGGCAGGGCCAGGCUCCAAGGCUGUGCCUGUGACUCCAGGACUGGCUGCCAAGUCCCUACCCACCCUUCCAACUCUGCAGCAUCUGCCCUCAUUCUAACCACAGCCCUCAUCUGUCAAGUGGGCGGGGUGGACUGGACAAUCUCUUUUUGAAUCUAGCAAUCUACAAUCUGCCAUUCUCAGGAGAACCCCUGAGUUGAUAUUUCUAUUUCCUGGGACAGUUGGAUUCUAGUUAUAUCUGUGGUUUGGAUGGGGCACUUUAAAAUUAAUGAAAUAAAUAUUUAAAUAAAAGGUACUAAUGCUGGGCCUCCCUGAUGGCACAGGGGAUUGAGCGCAGUGCUUGUGAGGCUAUCCGCAGCCUUUGCUGCGUGAGUUUGAUCCCUAGCCAGCUGGGGAGCAACCCACAUGGUGCAGCAGACCUCUCCUGUCUUGCCCGCUGUUCCCCUCAGCAGUGUAUUUUGGUACAUCUGCCUGUUCUGCUCCCCACUCUCUGGUGAAUUGCCUCACCCUGGACGGUACCCCACUGCUUCACUGACAGAUUAGCUUUUUUUGUCCAGCCAGUUCCUAAAUAUCUGUUUGCCUUUUUGCUGUAAGAUAAUACCAAAAGGGGAAAGGACACUCCCAGAGGAGUGAGAUUCAAUGUUAGGAGUUUCUAACUGCCAAAAAUUGUUGCAGGCUGUAUUAUUGUUCUGUUGCUACUGUAACAAAUUGCCACAAACUUGUUGGCUUAAAAUAGGCCAAAAUUGUUAGCUCGAAGUUCCAGAGGUAAGAAGUCUGAACUGGGUUGGCAGGGCUACACACCUUCUGGAAGCUCAAGGGGAGAAUCAUGCCUCUUCAGCUUCCAGAGACUGCUUGUUCCUUGACUAGUGGUUCCUUUCUACUCUUCGCUCUAGACUCUGCUUCCAUAACCACAUCUUCCUGACUUCCAGUCUCUUGCUUCCCUCUCUCCCUGUAAGGACUACUGUAAUUACUUUGGACCCACCAGGAUAAUCCAGACUAACCUUUCCAUCUCAAGAUUCUUAAUCACACCUGCAAAAUCCUUUUGACCAUGUAAGGUAAUAUCUUCACAAACUUCAGAAAAACACGGGGAAAGGUAUAACAAACACCACAAGCAUGAACCAUGACCCCCCAAAAUGUACAAACUAGAUUUCAUUAAAAUUUAAAACUCUGCUCUGAUAAAGAUACUGUUAAGAAAAUGAAAGACAAGAUGUGAUUUAGGAGAAAAUAUUUGCAAGGACUGAUAUCCAAUAUAUACAAUGAACUCUUAAAAUUCAACAAUAAGAAAACAACCCAAUUUAAAAUUGGGGGAAAGACCCAAACAGAUACCUCACAGAAGGAGGAGAUGUGCAGGUAUCAGAUAAACUUAUGAAAAGAUGCCCACCAUCAUGUGUCAAUAGAGAAAUACAAAUUAAAACAAUGAGUUACCACCUCACACCUAUUAGAAUGGCUAAAAUCCAGAAUCCCAACAACUCCAAAUUCUGACAAGGAUGUGCAGCAACAAGAAUGUUCAUCCAUUGCUGGUGUGAAGACAAAAUGGUGAUGCCACUUUGGAGGACACUUGGCAGUUUCUUACAAAACUAAACACACUCUUGCCAUACUUCCAGCCAUGGCACUCCUUGGUAUUUACUCAAAUGAGUCGAAAGCCUAUGUCCACACAAAAACCUACACACUAAUGUUUAUAACCACUUUAUUUAUAAUUGUCGAAAGUUGAAAGCAAAUUUCAGAAAGUGAAUGAACUGUGAUAUAUCCAUAUAAUGGAAUUUUGUUUAUGAUAAAAAGAAAUGAGCUAUUAAGGGGCCUCCAUGGUGGCGCAAGGGGUUAAGCACAGCACUAUAAAGCAACCCUCAGCUUCUGCAGCACGAGUUCAAUCCCCAGCUGGCCAGGGAGCAACCCACAUGGCGCAGCAGAGCUCUCCUGUCUUGCCCACUGCUCCCCUCAGCAGUGUAUUUCAGUCAGUCUGCCU
Talpa occidentalis (Iberian mole) is the source of this 3733-nucleotide messenger RNA. RefSeq names its product HCK proto-oncogene, Src family tyrosine kinase (gene HCK). Gene Ontology annotation, cellular component: extrinsic component of cytoplasmic side of plasma membrane. Gene Ontology annotation, biological process: innate immune response; cell differentiation; protein phosphorylation. The transcript has 13 exons. Gene Ontology annotation, molecular function: signaling receptor binding; non-membrane spanning protein tyrosine kinase activity; ATP binding. The record is from RefSeq and is a predicted model, not a curated record. The coding region runs from base 255 to 1760 and encodes 501 amino acids. Lineage: Eukaryota; Metazoa; Chordata; Mammalia; Eulipotyphla; Talpidae.